Prunus armeniaca (apricot) is the source of this 348-nucleotide messenger RNA. The record is from the annotation of a GenBank genome assembly. NCBI's taxonomy places the organism in Eukaryota, Viridiplantae, Streptophyta, Magnoliopsida, Rosales, Rosaceae.
AUGGAUAUCGGAAGGCAUUGGUGCUAUGAGAUCGAGGACCAAUGGAUGCAGGUGGACGUUAGUGACAGUACUGGCAGAGGUUUGAGACAGAGGAAUGUACCCAGAGGCAUCCAACACCUUCAGCUCAGGCUCCUUCAGCUACUGCACGUGCCAAGAAUUGAAUUCUCCGCCACUCGCUCGUAUAAUGUCGAUUUCACUGUGAAAAUUGGGGGUAAGGCAUCUGGGCAGAUUUGGGGUUCUUUGACCCAACUCAAAUACGCCAACCCAAAUCCCCAUUUUCCGAGCAUCUGGCCUAGCACCCACUCAUGCCCAGCAACUGACAAGCUUCGCUCCUUCUUCGGCUUUUAA